UCAACAUUUUGUAGCGGGUGGGUCAAUAUAUUAUCUUAUUUCUCUAGAAUCAGCUUUUUCAGUUUUAUUUACAACCAAUUUUGUUUUGGGGUGUACCCAAAAAAUAUCUUCUGUGGAUAUCCGUAUUAACAGAAAAGAUCAGCAGAGGUCGAUUCACUGAAAGAUAAAAGGUCGAGUUGGUGUUGACUUCUGGUGACCACAGCGCCCUGUGGUUUUCUUUGGUAGAAUACAGGGCUGUCCUUAGGGCAUGGCAAGCAGGGCAACUGCCCUGGACCCCGCUCUUUUAACCCCCAUUAGAAUUAACUGGAAGGGGGCCCUGCACUGGCUUAUGUGUCCUGGGCCCUGCACCCCACCAGGGCUUUCUAAAGACAGCCCUGAGGGGUUUACCACUGCCAUCUCCCAUGCAGUGUGAGAUGAUGCCUUUCAGCAUCUUCCUAUAUUGCUAUAGGUGUUUCCGGGAUUCAAACUGGCAGCCUCUGGCUUGCCAGUCAAGUCCUUUCCCUGCUGUGCUGUUAGGUGGCUCACUGAAAGGUACUCACCGUUUUUUACAUUUUGUCUCUGCUCAGCCGGGCUCCGCCGCUUUCUCUCCCUGCCGCUUCCCCCCUCCCUUCCACCUCAGUCCGUUCCCUGUCGUUCCGGAGGUCACCGUUCUCCUCCUGCCACCGGCAGCGCUCUCUCUCCCCACCGGGCUCCCUCCCUUCCUCCUCGCCAUUUUAACUUGCCUGCCUCCUCUGCCAGGGUGCGCUGCUGCCGCCAGGCUCCCUUGUGGAGCUGCCAUCCACCACCAUUAUUUCUCCCCACCACCUCCUCCUCCCACCUCAUUGCCGCCGCCAUUUUUUCUUGUCGCCACCACCUCCUCCUGCCUCCUCCUCCUGGCCAGCAGUCUCCCUCUCUGGGUUCACCACUGGUCAUGGCUUCAGGGGACGUGGCUUGCCACAUCCCCACACAUCCCCCUGUUGUGGGAUCAGGGGGGGCGUGGCUUGCCAUAUCCACACAUCCCCCUGGUCUGUCUACAGGAAUUAAUGAGAUAGAAGAUAGAUUCCUUACAGCCAAACAGCCCCCGCACAGACUAUUAUGCAGAUGAAUCCAGUUUACAAUACUGUACUUACAACAAUACUAUAGGAGCAAAUCACAUGCCAGCGUGGUGUAGUGGCUAGAGUGCUGGACUAGGACCGGGGAGACCUGAGUUCAAAUCCCCAUUCAGCCAUGAAACUAGCUGGGUGACUCUGGGCCAGUCACUUCUCUCUCAGCCUAACCUACUUCACAGGGUUGUUGUGAGGAGAAACUCAAGUAUGUAGUACACCGCUCUGGGCUCCUUGGAGGAAGAGCAGGAUAUAAAUGUAAUAAUAAUAACAACAUGCUAGGUGUUACGAGUGUAUUGAACUGCUCUGCUGUCUUUUGUAAUUCGAUUAGUUCCAUACACUCUCGCUAGUCUAUAGCUAUAAAACAUGUUCAGAAUCCCGACGUGACUGCCAGUGAGUGAGGUAGGGGCGGAGUUCUGGGUUUAGCUUUCGGAUUCGUGAGGCACCGAGGGAAGCUGUUAAGUGCCAAAUGAUAUUUCAAAAAUUCCGCAUGCUGGGAGUUGGUGCUUGACUGGAGAAACUACCUUUUUUUAAAAAAGUCUGCAUUCCAGCGAAGCUCACCUUUACUCCGUGUAUACAGGCAAAUGCGAGGCAGAAGCUAGUGGGUCGAGCAGCAGAAAAACGAUGCAAUUUACAGAUGAUUCUCUGGCCCGAAGCUGUUCGCCAUUUUCUUGGCUCCAGAAUAGCAGUUCCACCAGCACGUUGUUCGUAAAGCGAGCAUGUGUCAUCGGCCUCGGCAGUUCCACCCGACCCGAGCAAGGAGGCCAACAAUGCUGGGGCUUGUACGGCGAUGGAGGCGGGCUCGCUGCUGACACUCGGGAGGAGGACGCCGCUUCCUCCCUCCUCGUCUGGCUGUCCGCUCCUUAGUUGCUUUGCAUGUCCUUGAGCAGCCGUCGUGCCAAGAUUUCUUUCUAAGGUUUCCCUAGUCGAGAGCAGCGCUCAUGGCUCGCUUUGAAGGAGGAGUGGGUGUUUAAUGGUGCCCUUCUAUAAGCCCGUACAGACGACAACUUUAGCACAUAUCUGCAUCGGCGUGGUAAAAUCUUUCCAUUACUACCGCGUGACAAAGGUACUCUUUAGGCAAAACCCCGAAGCAGUCACGUGGGAGCCGCUCUUUCGUCAGGUAGCCCCAUGAGGUGGGGGGGCUGUGGCGUCCGAGUGCCCAGAGAGCCAAUUCUGGGGCCCUUUCCCACACAACGCCAGCCCUAUUUAUAGGAGUAUUCGGCAGGCGAAGGUUCUGUGGGGAAAGACCCACGUGCUAUGUGUUUUUCACACGUGGCCUGUGAUAGGGAUUUCUAGAGAGACAACCUCAUAUGCCUCCUUUAUGUUGUUGAAUAUUAAGAGAGAGAAAACCCUGCUAACUGGCAGUUUUCAGAUAUUGAGUAUCUUUAUAUUAAGCAGCAAGAGAACAACUAACAACAUCCUGUUGCUGGUGUCUAAUGUUUCUUUUUAGAUUGACUCACAAUGUGUGCAACAUAUGAGCCUCCCCCCAGACCAAUUGAGACAUUUGUUUUUAUGGAUCUAGAAGCAACUGGUUUGCCACCUUCUCGACCUAAAAUCGCAGAAAUGUGCCUCUUUUCUGUUAAUAGACAUGCCUUAGAGAAUCCUCAGUACAGCAACUCUUUUCCCAAACCAACUCCUCUCUUCCCUCACUUAGUAGAUAAACUCUGUAUCUAUAUUAAUCCAGACAAGCCAUUCACCCCAACAGCAAGUUCCAUCACAGGACUGAAUAAUGAAGUGUUUGCUAAUAACAAAAAACAAAGCUUUAACUUGCACGUUUUCCACAUGAUCACAGCUUUCUUCAGUCGGCAGCACCCGCCAAUCUGCUUGGUAGCACACAAUGGCUAUGGCUACGAUUUUCCAUUGUUAAAAGCUGAACUGUCUGCACUGGGCAUCUCAGCUCUGGAUGAAAUCUAUUGUGCAGAUACUAUUAAAGCCAUGAAAGCCCUGGACAGAGAGAACAACCAGCUCCACCAGUUCCUAUACCAACCUAGCCCAAUUGGCAGCAAGAAAAAAUAUGGCCUUCGGGACUUGUAUUUUAAGUUCUUCAAAGUAUAUCCUCUAAACAGUCACAGUGCAGAAGGGGAUGUCAUCACACUAAUAAGCAUCUUUCAACAACGUGCCAGAGAUCUUAUGUGCUGGAUGGAUUUAAAUGCAAGGCAGUUUAAUACCAUUAAAAACAUGUAUAAAGAGAAUGUGAGAUAUGCUUCGUUUUCCAAAACACCCAUGAACAUUCAGCCAGUUCCUCCCAGUCUUUUACAGGACCAGCCACGGCGAAGGAUAACAACAGUCCAUCCAGCUAUUCUUUAUCCAGUAGAUAAUGGUAUUGAUCCAACAGAUAACGAAUAUACUCCACUUUACCACAGAAUUUCUGAACUUCCUGACGAAAUUAAGAAUACGUUGCUUCUGUUUAUUGGGUUAAUUGUAAUAGUAUGGAUUGCACUAAAAACCCCUGUAUAAUCAAAUAAUAUACUUGGAGAUUGUACCCAAUGUCACUUGAGGUUUCUAGGUUCCAUUCUUGUAUCAAGGCAUCCAUAAAGUUACCAGCCCUGUAUGAGGGCAGAAGGGCUGCACACUGACAGAGAAGCUGGACAGUAGCUGUGCUGGAGGCUUCUUCCACAGCUGUGCUCAUGGAGGGAAGUGACGUUCACUUCUCUUCCCUCCCUUCAAAAGUCCUUCUUCCUGUCAGAAGUGUGACCCUUAGAGUAGUGCAGCCAUUGGGGACUCAUUUCUGGCAGCACACAGGGCUUUUGCAAAGAGGGAAGAAAAGCAAGAAUCACUUCCCUCUACCCCUCCACAGGCACUCAGCUGCAGAAGCAGCUUUUAUGCUGCAGCAGCCUCUCUGUGAGUGCGCAGCCCGUCUUCCACCUCUGUAUUGCUUCAGAACAUGUGGGCCACUAAUUUUUGCUUUAUGUUUAUAUAUAUAUAUAUUUUUUACAUCUUUACAUUUAUAUCCUGCUCUUUCUCAAAGGAGCUCAGAGCAGUGCACAUGAUUAUUUUUAUAUUAUAUAUGAUUAUAGCAGUUAUCUGACCCUUUUAAACUCUUGCUUCAUCUUUGUAAAUUAUGAUGAGUAUAAUGUAGAAAGGAAUAUAAAAUGUUCAUAUGCAAGAGGUGUGGGGUUAAACUCUGGCCUGUUGGGGCCAUUGUGGGAAGAAUUCACUAAAGACAGGCCUAAAAUACUAGAGGGAAAUCUAGAGAGAGUAGAGGAAAUAAGUGAUUAAGAACAGCCACCUUAAUUCCCCAGACAAAACUGUACCAAUACUUAGUAGAGAAAAGGGGAAGCUGAGGUAACCCGGGAAGCCAAAGAAGAGAGUCACAGGGCCUUCUGCGAAUCUGUGGAGUAAUGAGGAAAAAUGAACUACUGCUAAACAAAGAGUGUUUGGGAUUAAGUGCUCUCAUUAGCUUCUAGCCUCCAAAAUUUACUUGGGUUUUAGAGAAGGCAGAAUAUUUAUACAGAAUUACUUGCUUGAUAUAAAGAGAGAAAAAACCAAGCAAGAUACUACAGUGGUACCGGUGAUAGCUUAAAAUGUUAGUUUGUAUAUGACAGGCUAAGGUGUGCCGUCUCCCAUGGUGGUAUUUCAUUCAGGUCCUAAGAAGACAUAAAUAGAUUAUUUCUAGGACAUUGCAACUUGUAAUCUGCAAUAGCAAAUAGAAGUGGUAUUUAUUAAGAACUAUCGGUUGAGAUGUUAGGGAAUAUGGUAUCUAGUCCUGAACUCAGCGUUCUUAGCAUGAGGGGGCAAAUUAGAAGACUUGAAUAGUGUUUUGGAGAAACUUACUUAGAAACUACUGUCUAAAAAAAUAUUGAAGGUUAAUUACAGUAAGGUGAGAGGUUCUGUUGGUGGUUCACAGCAAGAUGACAUAGCCCUUUAAGACAAUGGACAAAGAAGAGUCCUCCACUAUUUCACUUCACUGCUCUGUGUGAAAUAGCUGCCUGUAUAAAGACAUAAAAGGUGUUCCAUGGUAUGGGUUUCCAGUAUGGAUGCAAAGCCACUGGUGUUGCUCAUGAAUUUUAAGUCAGGCAUUUACCUUUAAAUGCUCAGAAGAAAAAGGUUCCUUAUUUUUUUGAUAACUUUAAGUAUUGCUUUGUGACACAAUUUUUAAAAUUCCUGUUGUCCUUUAGUCAUAUGCUUCUGUAUGAUUCCCCACCGCAUAUGAAGGUCACCUGAGGAGGUCUUUCUCUAGUUACCACUGGUACGUCUGCGGGCAACUUGAAACCGGGCCUCCUCCUCCUCUGUAGCUGCUCCGGGGCUGUGGAAUGCACUCCCGGCAUAAAUUUUGCUGUUUGUAAUCAUUGUUGGCCGUCAAGUAAUCCCUUAAAACUUAUUUGUUCGGUCUGGCUUUCCAGGGUUUUAAAACUGUUUUUAAAUGUUUUCAACUGUUUUAAUUAAACUGAUUUUGAAUUUG
Messenger RNA from Hemicordylus capensis (graceful crag lizard), 5484 nucleotides. RefSeq names its product three prime repair exonuclease 2-like. Lineage: Eukaryota; Metazoa; Chordata; Lepidosauria; Squamata; Cordylidae. Bases 2544 to 3539 code for a protein of 331 amino acids. The transcript is spliced from 3 exons. Gene Ontology annotation, biological process: DNA catabolic process. Gene Ontology annotation, molecular function: nucleic acid binding; 3'-5'-DNA exonuclease activity. Gene Ontology annotation, cellular component: cytoplasm. The record is from RefSeq and is a predicted model, not a curated record.